AUGGACCGCAACGAGUUGAUUGGAAAGUUAAACGAAUACAAACACCGUGUGGAGCAACUUGGGCGCUAUAUGAAUGCUACCAAACCCUCUUCAUUAUACAUUAAUGAGAAUUCACCUUACCAGCAGCGUCGUGAAUCGUUUGAUUCCGAAAUUAUUCGAACCGAGCAAGAUGACUAUAACGAUAAGGCAAAGUUUUCUUUUGAUCAGGGCGAGCUAAACGAGUAUAAAGGCAAUAUGGAACAUGCCUUGGAAUACUAUUCUGACGCCGCAGAGUUAUACCUUAAGGCCUUCAAAGGAUACGAAAACGACAGUGCCGACAAGUUGGAAGCACGAGACAAUUUCACAAGAGCACUGGAUAAAGCAGAAUCAUUAAAGAAACCAUCCCUUUUAUUACCUCCCUCACCUCGCACACGAUCUUCAUCCAACGCAUCAGAUCAUCAUCGUCCCAGUCUAUCCUCCCUUCAUAACCGCUCCAGCUCUAUAUCCUCUGUCUCUCAUUGUCCCACCGAUGACAUAUUAACACAGAAACUAUCAGCAUCCGAAAUUGAAGUAUUAAAACAUACUUCCAAUGUCAAUGAUAAGACAUUUUUACCUUGGAUCGAUGAAACUGAUUUAAAAGAACAGUUCUCUUACCCAACUUCAAAAUACCUGGAUCCAGAAGGUUCAUUGCGUUUGUCAGACAAACAACUCGAAAAAUUCGGUGGCUGGAAACGGCCUGCUGAUAUCAUGCAGCAUCCACAAUUGAUUUGUCUUAUAUCCAGCACAAGUAUAAUUCAAGAUAUUGUGACAGAUUGCUCGUUUGUGGCUUCAUUGUGUGUAGCUGCCGCUUACGAAAGAAAGUUUAAAAAGCAGUUGAUUACUUCCUGUAUAUACCCUCAAAAUAAACACGGUCAACCUUGUUAUAACCCAAACGGAAAAUAUGUCAUCAAACUUGUAUAUAAUGGUAUUGCCAGAAAAGUUGUGGUGGAUGAUCUCUUGCCCGUCUCAAGAGAAGGUACUCUCAUGUGCACCUUUUCAACUAAUAAAGGUGAAUUAUGGGCCAGUAUCAUAGAAAAAGCCUACAUGAAACUCAUGGGUGGCUACGAUUUUCCUGGAUCGAAUUCUGGCAUCGAUUUACAUUGCUUGACAGGUUGGAUUCCAGAACACAUUUUUAUUUCAGAUAAAAGUUUUGUAGCAGACAAUGUAUGGGAUAGAAUCCUUGAUGGUAUCAAAUAUGGCGAUGUACUUGUGACAAUUGCCACUGGCGAUAUGACUGAAGAAGAAGCAACGGAACAAGGUCUUGUGCCUACCCAUGCCUAUGCAGUCAUAGAUAUCAAACAAUUUGGAUCCAAGCGUUUACUGCAAGUCAAGAACCCAUGGAGUCAUAAACGCUGGCGAGGUCCUUACAGUCAUCUUGACACGCAGGUUUGGACAGACGAGCUCAAAUCCUUUUUGAAUUUUGACCCUUGCGUAGCCGAAAAGAAGGACGAUGGUAUCUUUUGGAUCGAUUUUGAAUCUGUGUGUGAAAAUUUUACUUCCAUUCAUUUGAACUGGAACCCAGAGCUUUUUACGCACCGCUGGGUGCUUCAUUCUGUUUGGCCUGAACACGUUGGGCCGAAAAAAGAUGUCUUUAGUUUGCACUAUAAUCCUCAAUUUAGUCUCACUGUCAAUGUGCCCGAUAAAAAACCCGCUGCUGUCUGGUUAUUGCUAUCCAAGCACAUCACAGUGACGGAAGAAAAUACGGAUUAUAUCACCUUACAUGUAUAUGAUAAUACGAGUGGAGAACGUGUGUUCUAUCCAGGAACCCCAUUUAAAGAGGGUACUUAUGUCAAUAGUCCGCAUAUUCUCGUCAGAUUCAAUGCACCGCCAGGUAUUAGCGACUACACCAUCGUUGUCUCUCAGCAUGAAAAAGAACACUCGCUUUACUUUUCAUUACGCGCCUAUUCUUUGGCCCCUUUUAAAUUAAACGAAGUCCCCAUACGACACUCUACUGAACAAAAGCUAACUAUUCCUCCUGCCAGUGCCCCCGUCGGAUUAUUACUCAUGCUAGAGGCACCAAAAGAUUUUGCAGUUCAUCUCAUGUUGGUAGAAGGAGGAAAACGUGCCUAUAGUGUAUCUUUACGUGAUAUAUUGUCUGAAUCAGGCCCUUAUCGUCAUGGCUUUUGUUAUUGCGAACUACCAAAUAUCAAACAAUCUAUACCCUCAGAAGGAGCAGGCAUGUUUAAAAAAGUGCUUCAUGGCGAAUGGAUUAUUGGAUAUAGUGCAAUGGGAUGUCCCAUAAGACUUCAGUCGAUAAACAACACAGACUCUGUACCUUCAAUGAACGUCACGAUCUAUGAGAAACAUCCGACUGAGCUUUUUGGUAAAGAGUUGGCCACAUCAGGACCUUAUACCAACGUUAUUCAAGGGGUUGCUACGGGUGAUGUAGUGCUAAGUCAGAAUGAGAUGGGAUACAUUAUAGUAUUAGCUACUCAUGAUAAGGAUAUUGCAGCAGAGUAUACUGUCAUCAUAUACAGCGAUCGACCGGUUAAUGUAAAAAAUGAUAAAUAA
Mucor mucedo is the source of this 2529-nucleotide messenger RNA. RefSeq lists its product as uncharacterized. Gene Ontology annotation, biological process: proteolysis. Bases 1 to 2529 code for a protein of 842 amino acids. The transcript has 11 exons. The record is from RefSeq and is a predicted model, not a curated record. Gene Ontology annotation, molecular function: calcium-dependent cysteine-type endopeptidase activity. NCBI's taxonomy places the organism in Eukaryota, Fungi, Mucoromycota, Mucoromycetes, Mucorales, Mucoraceae.